Molecule: messenger RNA, 1074 nt
Organism: Microthlaspi erraticum
Lineage: Eukaryota; Viridiplantae; Streptophyta; Magnoliopsida; Brassicales; Brassicaceae
Source: the annotation of a GenBank genome assembly
AUGUCGGUCUCCAACGGAGUCACAAACCCCACAAAAACCCCCACAGAAAACGUAGUCGCCACCAACGGCUCCUUGGUUCAUGUCAACAUGACCACCAUCACAAAAUUGAGUGCUACGAACUACAUCAUGUGGCGUCGUCAAGUUCAUGCCCUAUUUGAUGGGUAUGAAUUGGCUACGUACCUUGAUCUGUCCAAACCCGUCCCAAAUCCACUCAUCACCCUCCCUGGAGCAACCACAACCACGGAGAAUCCUGCUCACACUCUGUACAAGCGACAAGAUAAGCUCUUGUACAGUGCCAUCCUUGGCGCCAUAUCCCUCUCCAUCCAGCCAAUCCUGUCCAAAACAACCACAACAUCUGAAAUCUGGGAAACACUUGCUGCCACAUACGCGAAGCCAAGUCGUGGCCACAUCAAACAACUCAAGUAUCAGAUCAAGCAAUGGAAAAAGGGCACCAAGACAAUUGAUGAGUACCUCCUUGGUCUCACAACUCGCUUUGACCAACUCGUGCUGCUUGGCAAAGUCAUAGAUCUCGAAGAUCAGAUCGAGUUUGUUCUCGAAGGUAUACCAGAGGAGUACAAAACACUCAUCGACCAAGUUGAAGGUCGAGACUCUCCUCCCUCCUUGACAGAGCUUCACGAGAAGCUCAUCAACCAUGAAGUCAAGAUUGUCACGGCGGAACCUGCUUCCCACAUGCCUGUUUCUGCCAACGUCGCCACCAAUCGCUUCAUACCUAACAACAACAAAAGCAAUCCUCGCAAUCAACCUUGGCAGUCUAACCAGCGCCAAAACACCGACACCAACAACUCGACUUGGCAACCACGACCAUACCUCGGAAAGUGUCAAAUCUGUGGGGUCCAAGGCCACAGCGGCGUGCCCACAACUCUCGCGUCAACCUACAGGAGUCCUUCCUGGUCCCACACCAUGGCAACCAAGAGCCAACUUUGUCGCAAGUGGCUCGCAAAUCCAACCAAAUUGGCUUCUGGACUCAGGCGCCACACACCACAUCACUUCCGACCUAGCCAACCUUGCUCUCCAUCAGCCAUACACAUGAGGCGAAAAAGUCAUUGCCGGUGA